GAUAUCCUUUCGGAACUACAAAAACCGCGGGAAAGUAUAAUAGAACAUAAACAAAGUUUCUAACGAAAAUGCAGAGUUACUGCAUUGUAUUUGCAAGAAAUUGACGAAUUAUUUUUCAGGUCAGAAAUGUCCAUUGUAUUGGCAACAACGUGGGACUAUAUGUUAUAGAUUUAGAUAUGUCAACCUUAUGUCUUGGAAUGAUGCUGAAAAUUGGUGUAAAUCUCAGACUGCACAUCUUGUCAAGUUUGAAAAUACUAAUGAAAGGAGUUGGAUGAUGAGUAGAACAACACAAAUCUUAACUCAAAUCAAAAAGCCGAAUUAUAGAUUUUGGACUGGAUUGAACAAUUUAGAUCAGAGUACAUCAGUGUAUACGUGGGCUGAUGGCAGUCCUGUCAGUCCUCUUGUAACGCGAGGUCAAGCAAUAUCUCCCAGUUCAACCAAUCAUUGUGUUAAAAUAGAUGGAAAUAGAUUAAGAAAUGUGAACUGUAAUACCAAGUUAGCAUAUAUAUGUGAAAGACACAUAGGUAUUCCACUCACCUGCAACAGAGAUGCUGGGUGGCAGUCUUUUAACAACUUCUGUUAUAAAGUAUUUAAUAGGAACACUAACAAUUGGAAUGGAGCUCAAACAAUUUGUAACAAACUGGGAGGAAAUAUAUUUACAGCAGAAAGUACCGCAGAAGAACAAAUUAUACAUGAUUUUGCCAAGACUACUCAUAAAAAUUACUGGAUUGGUAUAAAAGCUUAUCAACAGGGUGGUUCCUAUGCUUGGCUGCAACUUCCCAACAAUACUGUAGUAAAUCCUGUAUUUUGGGCUAGAACACCUCAUUUACAACGAAGUCAGUAUAACAGGACCUGUGCAGCAGUUCUGUAUUCCAGAUCAUCAUCAGACAUAGCAUGGCAACCUGUCAGAUGUAAUGCAAGGCAAAACUUUGUCUGUAAAAAGGCUGAAGGAUCAUGUCAGCCUGGAUGGGUUGCACAUCAAAACAGAUGCUACCAAUUCAACACAAGAUAUUUAUUGUCAUGGCAACAGUCAAUGCAGUUCUGUAGAGGCCAGGGAGCUAGAAUGGUAGAAUCAUAUGGGAAUACUGCUACUAAUUUUUUGAAAUCGUAUGCCGAUGAAUUGCGGUCAGCUGGUGUUGGUACUUAUUGGAUAGGAGCUACAGAUAACAACACUAAUACUUACAAGUGGUCCAUUGGAGCUGCUAUAAAAUAUCAGCAUUGGGUUCAUAAUCCACCAACAAAUACAAACAAUAGACAAGACUGUGUUUAUGUCAGUACAAAUGAUAGAAAUGGUUUAUGGCGACCCACACCAAACUGUGGAACUAAGAGGGCCUUUAUCUGCACUAUAGGAUUUAACAGACCUGUCAAAACAAUUACUACUCCAAGACCAACACUGAAGUGUGAUGCCCGUUGGACUUUGAAUAGUGGAAAUUGUUACCAAUUUAAUGACGCCAAGAGGAACUGGGAUAGUGCUCGACAAGAUUGCAAAAACCAAGGAGGAGAUUUAGCUACAAUUAACACAAACAGACUUCAUAGCUUUGUUAUCAAUCGUAUACGUACACAAGAAUAUUGGAUUGGUUUGAAUGAUAAAACUCAGAACAGAAAAUUUAUAUGGGCAUCAACAGGUUUGCAGACAAAAUUUAGAAAAUGGUGUCCAAGGGAACCAAAUGAAAGAGGAGGACAGGAAAAUUGUAUUGAAUACAAAAAUCAAUGUUGGAAUGACCAGGGGUGUAGCACAGGACGGAAAUUUGUUUGUCAGAAACCACCAAAAUCUAUUCCAUUAGGCCCACCAAUAACAACUACUCCAAUGCCAUUUAGUUUACAUUGUGGAGUUGGAUGGGAAGAGGAUCCAUCAUCAAAGUAUUGUUAUCAGUUCCGUGAUGACCAGAUGUCAUGGAAUGAUGCACGUCUGGCUUGUAAGAGAAUGGGUGGGGACCUGGCCAGCAUUCAUGAUAGAGAAACACAGGUUUAUAUAAACACAAGAUCUGCUACAAUGAAUUCAGUAGCUUUAUGGCUUGGUGGAACUGACACGUCAAAGGAAGGCGGAUGGACAUGGAGUGAUAGAACACCAUUUAAUUAUGUCAACUGGGCACCAAGGCAACCAGACGAUGCCAGACAUAAUGAGGACUGUAUGGGGUACUAUGUACAGCAAGGUCACACAUGGAAUGAUUUCCCAUGUAACUACAGGAAUGGAUUCAUAUGUAAAAAAUAUUGGGGACCCAGAACAACAAUUAAACCAAGACCAACUCCACGAGUUCCAGCUGGACAGUUUUUGGGAUGUCCAUUUGGAUGGAAAAAACAUGCAAACUCAUGUUGGGCUUUUAUUAGAAAAAAUAUGACUGCAACUGCUGCAAGAACAGAAUGCCAGCGGAGAGGUGGUUACCUAGCAACAGUCAACAGUCGGGAUGAGCAAAAUUUCAUACAGGCCAAUUUACCUAGACCAAUGAAAGGACUGUUCUUAGGUGGUAGUUACUGGAUAGGACUUAGUGACAGAGUUGUUGAGAAUUAUUUUGUCUGGGAUGAUGGAACACCAGUGUUGUAUACAAACUGGAAUAGUAAAGAGCCUAACAACUGGAGGAAUAUGAAUGAAGAUUGUGUCAGUGUUUGGCUCCAGGGAAGAGGUUGGAAUGAUAUGCCAUGUAACACUGUAUCUCAGGGUUACGUGUGUAGAAAAGGUGUACAGGUAGUAGCUACUACUGGACAGAAUCCAUUAUUCCAGGGAUGUACAAACCCUUGGAGAGGAUAUGGAUUUGGAGCAUCAUGCUAUGCUUUGUUGGAUCAAAAUAAUGCCCAACGUCUAACAUGGCAGGCAGCCCAAGCCUCAUGUCAAUCAAAGUAUAAAGGUCAGCUGGCAACAGUAAAUGACAGGUAUGUUCAAUCUUUCCUAGCCAGUUACAUAGACACCAGAACAGAUGUCUUUUGGAUUGGACUAACAGAUAAAUCUACCCCAGGGACUUAUAGUUGGAUACAAGGACAAACAGAUUACUUUACAUUCUGGGACAACACACAUAUAGGGAAUGAAAAGAAUACUUGUGUAGCCAUGAGAACAACUCAUCCAAUUGGAUUAUGGGGAAAUAAGCAGUGUACUGAGCUCCACAACUACAUUUGUGAAACACCAAGGACAGGCUUCACUGCACCUCCAUCAACAAUUCCACCCAAUGUUCCCUGUCCUACAGGUUGGAACCAGUAUUCGUCCUACUGUUAUAAAAAAUACUCAUCAGCAGCACAGAAAUUAACCUGGGAAGCAUCAAGAGAUUUUUGUAGAGGUCUUGGUGGUGACUUACUCAGUAUACAUGAUCAGAAUGAAUUAAACUAUAUAAAGACUACUUUACUGAUAGAUGACACAACUUACUGGACUGGACUCAAUGAUCGUGUUAAUGAGACAGGAUAUGUUUGGAGUGAUGGAUCUGGAUUUGAUUUUACAGCCUGGGCUCCCAAUGAACCUAAUAAUUUUAACAAUGAAGACUGUGGACAGAUUGUAGGCUAUACCACACAGAAAGGACUUUGGAAUGACAAUAACUGUUAUCUGUCUCUCAACUAUAUCUGUAAGAUACAGAGAGGAACAGUACUUCAAACUACUGCUGCUCCAGUGACCGGUGUUACAUCUGCUCAGUGUGGGGCAGGCUCCUGGGAGUUGUUCAAUGGAGCAUGCUAUAUGACCAAUCCACCAGAUGGUGCUAAUUCGUCACUAUCAUGGUACCAAGCCCAACAGUUUUGUUUAGCUAAUAAAGCUAAUUUAGCCAGUAUUCAUGCUCGGGAUGAAAACAAUCUUUUAUUAGGCAUGACUUCUAAGUUGAAUCAAGAUGAAUUUUGGAUAGGUCUGAAUGAACUUGAGAAGCCUGGAAAAUAUAAGUGGAGUGACGGCUCUGUACUUGAUUUUGAUAGCUGGAAUGGAAACGAACCCAAUGACGCAUUUGGAGGUGAAAGAUGUGCAGGAUUGCUUUCCUCUAAUGGGAACUGGAAUGAUGACAAUUGCAACCAACAAAUAGGAUUUAUCUGCAAAAAACAAGUAGGCUCUGUUGGGCCUGUAACUCCUGCACCACCACAGUUAAUCUCUGGAGGUUGUUCUGUCAAUGGAUUUGUACCAGAACCAUAUGGUAACAAAUGUUUUUAUGCCAAUAACAACACAACUCCAACAGAUUGGAACUCAGCUGUGAAGUUUUGUAGAAACUUUGGUAAUGGAUACGACAUUGCUGCAGUCAACAAUGAAAUUGAACAAGCUUUCCUCACUUCCUUGAUACAAGGAUUUACAACAAAUCUAUGGAUUGGACUGAACAAUUUGAGACAUAACAAUAGAUUUAAUUGGCAAGAUAACUCAGCAUUUUUCUACUCUAACUGGAAUGCAGGAGAACCUAAUGGUAACUCACAACGUGGACUGGGGAGAACAGAAGAUUGUGUAGAAAUGUAUGUGAAAAGUGUUAUAGCCGGUUCUUGGAAUGAUCAACAGUGUAACACACCUCGUAAUAUUUUAUGUCAAGGGCCAAAAGCUGUAGGUCAGGCUACUCCAUCCCCACAGAAAAAUUGUAGAGCAGGAUAUGUCUCCCAUGGAACAAGUUGUUAUAAGUUUGUAAAGACACCAGUCCAAUCAUGGCAACUGGCAGAAAAUUUCUGUCAAGGUGAUGGUGGUGUUCUUGCAUCUAUCAAUUCUAAUUAUGAGAACUCAUUUAUAGAAUCUCAAAUGGGACCAAACUUUGAUUACUGGAUAGGACUACAAUUUGACCAGUUUAAAGGUACUUAUCACUGGCAAAAGAGUUGGCCUGUUACAUUUACAAACUGGGGUUAUGGUGAACCAAGUCAGGCACCAUCAGACAGGUGUGUUAAGUCAAAAAAUGGACUAUGGGAUGAUACGACCUGUUCUCUUACUCUAGGAUACGUCUGUGAAAUCAAUUCUGCUCAGCCUCCAAUUCCAACACCUGCACCACCAGGACAUUGUCGUAACCCUGGUGAAAUAAUCAAUGGAGACUACUGCUACUAUUUUAGUCCAUUUACAUACAAGGACUGGCCAUCAGCUAGAUAUGCAUGUACUAGACGCUUGAUGGAUCUUGUCAGUAUCACUUCUCAAGUUGACCAGGAUUAUGUUUAUAUGGUUAUGUUGAAUGCUAGGUCACCUACUGCACAACAUACAGCACAGAAUAUCUGGGUUGGUCUCACAAAAGGAAUAAACAGUGGUUUUAUGUGGUCAGACAAUACUGCUGUAAGCUACACUAAUUGGAACGCUGGUGAACCAUCAGAUCCUGUGAAUGCAACCAACGAAGAAUGUGUAGAAAUGUACAGAGACACUGGCAAAUGGAAUGAUAUCCCCUGUGACCAGAAAAAAUCUUUUGUUUGUAAAGGCAGAGCAUUACUAGGAGCUGGAACAGUACCUGUAACCACACUAGCUCCAAUUACACCACCAAACGUUGGUCCAGUGACUCAACCUAAUGUUGGUCCAGCAACACAGCCUAUUGUUGGUCCAGGGUCUACUAGUAAACCAAAUGUUGGUCCUGUAACUUUCCCAACAUUUCCGAAUGUGUUUCCCACACGAAAUACACCAGCACCAAAUAAGAAUAAUGUGCCAUAUGUACAGCCAACUGGAUUUAUAAAUGGUCCAAAAAAUCAAGCUCAGACAAGGGUAUUAAGUAAUAAGACUGGGUUAUCAGGUGGAGGCUUGGUAGGUGUUUUAAUCACUGUUAUAGUAGUGUUAGGUGUGGUUGCAGUGGUAGGCAUGCUAUUCUAUAAGAAACGUAAUCCAUCGCCCGGUGGUGGUGUUGGUGGUGGUGCCGGCAGUUUUGACAAUGCGUUGUACUAUAAAGGUAAUGAAGAAGUUAACAUCAAUAGCAGUGGUGACUCAGGUGAAGCAGAUGCAUGAUCUGACAGGUCAAGGUUGAAUUAGUUGUCAUGUGACUCAUGUUGCCUGGGAAUAACAUACAAUAUACAAUGUUAUUGGAGGAACAUUCAAAGACUGAGUAUGUUUUAUAGGGCACAAUACAAGAACAGUUUUAAUCGAAUUUUAAAUAGUUUGUUUCAUUUUGACACAUCAGAAUUUUUUUGCCACUGAAAGCAAAUUUGCACUGAAUAACUUUUAUUCUUUUUUUUUUGCAAAAGUUUAAUCAUAGAACAGAAAAUCAAGGCUCUCAGUGCAUAACAUGCUCAAUAAGUUUAAUAGCUGUUUUUCUAUGUCUGUUACAUUCCUAUUUUUUCAGUGAGAUGCUUUUAUCUUAUUAUCUAUGCAUCACAAAAGGGUUCAAUUACAUGAUAACCAUUAUAUAAAGAUCAACAUGACAUUGAAAUAAUAUUAGGUUUCUGAAAAAUUUCGGGAAAAAAUUCAAAAUGCGUGACAGAGUUUUAUGUUUCCCCUGUUUCUAAGCAGCAUUCUUGUAUGUUCUUUAUGACAUUUAAAAUUUCACUUUUAUUGCCUUAGGAUUUUUUUUACAAGAUUAACAGAUUAACAUAUACAAACUAAUUGAUCAUAUUUCCAUAUUGUAAAUAAAUUUGCACAUUUAAACUCAAGUUGUAAAUGAUGUAAUGUUCGCCAGUUUUGUAUGCUGUAUAUUGCUAUUUGUGUUUAUAUUUUAAUUACUGGUCAGCUUUUUAUUUUUAUUGAAAAUCUAUAAACCAAGAAGAAAACACGAAAUGUGACCUUAAGACCUGAUGACAAUGCAGUUAGAUAUUAUAUUUCAUUUGUGUACAUAUAUUUGCGACUAGCAUUUGUUUAGUAGUGAACAUUGUAUCGAGUUUUGUUUAUAUAGACUGGUAUGCAAUUGUGCAAUAACACUCAUUUUUUCCAUUUUUUUCUAUUCAUUUGUGCAAUAAUGUGUGUUUUAUAAACUUUUGUGCAAUAAUAUUUUAAUUUCUCAGUUUUUUCUGAGCAUUUGUGCAAUAUGUUUUAGACUGCUGUGAUUUAGUGUAAUUGUUUUC
Messenger RNA from Mytilus trossulus (common blue mussel), 6897 nucleotides. Its product is annotated as macrophage mannose receptor 1-like. The transcript has 42 exons. Lineage: Eukaryota; Metazoa; Mollusca; Bivalvia; Mytilida; Mytilidae. Gene Ontology annotation, molecular function: signaling receptor activity. Bases 188 to 5848 code for a protein of 1886 amino acids. The record is from RefSeq and is a predicted model, not a curated record.